This is a messenger RNA of Cinara cedri, 9884 nucleotides long. The record is from the annotation of a GenBank genome assembly. Lineage: Eukaryota; Metazoa; Arthropoda; Insecta; Hemiptera; Aphididae.
GUUAAUCGUCACGACGAAAAUAUUGUAAUACCUAGAAUGGUGAAUACUACAAUGUUUUUUUUCUGUGUUCGCUUGUUUUAAAAUAAUAGGCUGCAGAUAAAGCAGUUUUGGGUGCCUAAAAUGACUUUCCGAGGACGUUGAGGAGCGUCUCCGGACGCAGAUAUUCGAUAGAGUCCAUUUUUGACGUCCUCAUCGGUUGUCUUAAGAGGUCCCAUUUUUCACCGCCUUUUUUCAAUGUUCCGUGGAUGACUGAUUGGCGGUCUUUCGGUGUAAGGAAACAUUAACCGGAAUAUUAACACGCGAAAGCGAAAACCAUGGGGAGAUAAUUUUUGAAUAAAAUUAUUUUGAAAUUUUUUUUUUUUUUUUUUUACACACGGGUACAAAAAUGUACUUUGGAUAUAUUAUUGGUAUCGUAGUAAUUUCAAGCAAAAUCCGGAACCUCUUUUCUCCACCUAGCAUACAAUAUGGAUGUUAUAAUACGAUAAGUAAUUUAAAAUUUGUUGUUGAUCAGCCAAUAAAAAUGAUAUAAAAUUCAAAAUAACGCAGAUUAUCACCAUACUGAACCGUGUUUUAUCUAAUUAGGUACCUACGUUUGAAUAUCUAAUACAAAGUGCCACGGCGUUACAUAACAAACUAUUAUCAGCUAAAAUUAGUACCUAGCACGUACCUGUAUUAAUUAAUAUCUUUAUUCGUCGUGAAUACCUAUAGGUAAUAAUACAAUGUCGUGUAGUUUUUUCAUUUUGUCAAAAAAUGUGAGAUACGAUUAAAUGCUAACCAUAUAGAUGAGUGUUAAGUACCCACUUGACGAAUAAUAAUUCCUCGUCUGUAAAUAUUAUUAUUAAUUUUAUUAUGCAUCUAUAAGACUAUGCGCCAUGAAUUGUACAAAAUAAAUAAAAAAAAACAUUAAACAGAUAUAGUUGGCGUUGUUUCAACUUUCGUGGUAGACACGUACAGGUGAAUAAUAUAUAUAUGUAUUAUAUAUAACGUAUAAAAAAAAAAAAACGGACGAAUUCAAACAAAUUCAUAUUUAGAAAAAAAAUAAUAACAUUUUUUUAUAUUUAUAAAGAAAAAUUUUAAUAAUACGAUGAUUGUGACUUUCAGAUGUUCCGCACGUUUGUAUUUGUUACACGUGCACAAACUCCAUAUACUCGAUUCGCCUCCUAUACAGCCAUUGGAUCGAAAGAAGGUAGUCGCUGACAAAAAAAAAGGUAGUUAUGACGAAAACGUCAUAACAUUACCGUCUGGGCGAACCAUGCGUACAAUAAAAAACAGUAAUUAUACUUUUCGUGCGAUUUUAUUGUCUAGAUUACAGUCGCACACGUGAANAGUGAUUUCUAAUGUGCGUGUGUGUUACAUGAAAAAAGACUGGGGAAUCCUUGUUCCGUUUUAAACACCAUUAGCCAAAAAUAAUUUUAUAUUAUUAUUAUUUGCAAUCAAUCGUUUCUUAAUUCAACAUCAAUUUACAAAUUAUCACAAUUGGACAAUUUUUUUUUAUUUUUUUCAAAUAAAUUAUUGUUAUUAUAUUGUAUAAAACUGUGUGACACAAUAAUUAAACAAUACAUGCAUAGAAAUAUACAUCAUAAAAAAAAAAAAAACUAUGCUCUAAAUGUCAAUAAAAAUAUAAUUAUAAAUAGGUAUGCAAUUACCAAAAUAUGAAAAUAAAACUAUGGUACAUAAACUAUUUUAUAGUAAUAAUUUCAACUCACUUUGUUAUAAAUAGAGGAUCGACAAAAACAUGGAUUGCAUGUAUUUAUAACUUCAAAUUCCUAAUUAUUAUAGCUCUUAUGUUGUUUAAUAUAUGAAAUUUUUUUUUUUUCUUGAAACCAAGUUAUCCUAUGACAAUUUCGUAAAUUUGUUGUUUUGGUUAUUUCAGACAAUGUACAUAAUGAAACCAAUUAUUCACUUGGGCGGUAUGUAUGUAUUUGGCGAGCGUUCAUGGAAACCUUGGUUCAUAUCACUAACAAUUGAAUACAUUAGGUAAGUCGUGUAAAUAUAACAAUACUAGCAAAUAUUAUUCUGACCAUUAAACAAUUGUUUUGUAUUUCAGUUUGCAAAGGUUGAAAUCCUCAAAGAGUCUCACUGCUCAACAACGUUUGGUAUUGUCAAAACGAACACUUAAUUUAGUUAUGUAUUUAAUAAGAUCUCCUUUCUUUGAGAAUUAUUCGGAGAAGCGUUUUCGAGCAUUUUUAUACUGGUUUGUCAAUUCUGUGCCAUUGGUUGGUCCACUCAUGCGACCUUUCCUAGAAUAUAUGCAACAAUGGCAAGAAACAUAUUUUUAUAUUUGGUCGGUUUAAUUUGUCAGAUGGUAUUGGUGUCAUUAUUUUUUUUUACACUAUUUAAAUUUGGAGGGUUUCAUAAAUUACUUUUUUUUCCUUUUAAUAUAUUUAUAGAAUAGAUUUCUUUUAUAAUAAUCUUACUUUUUUAUAAGGUGUUUUUAUAUAUUAUUAAAUGAAUGUGUUUAAAACGCUCAAUUACUUAGAAAAUAUUAGGUACUUUAUAUUAUGUAUGAGUAAUUGUGUAUUAUUAAGAAUUUACUGUCUUAUAUUCCUUGUGUUUAAUGUAAUACACAUUAUUAUUUAAUAAUUAGUUAUAUUAUUUUAGAAUAAGAAUGUUUAAACAUUCUGGGACUGGUUAUUAAUAAUUAGUAGAGACAUGUGUGCACACAUACCAAUUUCUGUUGAUCGCCGUGUGUUCUAAUUCUAAGACUGGUUUAGAUAUAAGUUAAACAAAACUGUUAUGAAAAAAAAAUGAUUGUGUUAAUAUUUAACUUGUAUAUUCUGAUAAUAUAUAAAACUUAAUUCCUAAUCGCCACGAUAAACAUAAUAUAUUUAAAAAUAAUUGAUAUGAUGUCUGUAUAACUAUCGUAGAAAAGUAGGUAUUUUAACUAGUAUAUUGAAUUCAAAUAUUUAAUUUUCAUUUUUUAUCCAACUCAACCCACGCAACAUAACUUAAUGAAAAGAAAUUCCGAGUGGAGUUCCAUUUUUUGACCAAACUUUUAAACUUUUGGCAUAUGCUUUUUCGAUGUCUAGUCGUUCUUGUAUAAGUGUAAUAAUAUCAUUGCAUAAUCAAUAGCUAUAAAUCAAUUCACUCGAAUUUAGGACCCUAAGUUUGACAUUGCCUACAGCUAAAUUACUAACAAUAAUUUUUAGCAAAGAGAUAAGUAAAAAUAUAGAAGCUAGGCUAAUGAAUGAUGAAUAUGGUUUCCGGAAGAAUAAAGGAACCAGGGAAGCAAUUUUUGAUCUGAGAAUAAUACUCGAAGAACAAAUCGAGAGAAACAAAAUUACUUACAUGGCCUUUAUUGACUUAGAAAAAGCUCUAUAGCAUAAACUGGGCGUGUCUCUUUAAAAUUCUGGAAGAAUCAGAGAUCGAUUUUAAAGAUAGACGUAUCCUUCAUAAACUCUAUGAAGAACAAAAGGCCAUAAUAAACAUGAACUCAUCAACAUCAACCGCUAAAAUUCAAAAAGGUGUAAGACAAGGGUGCCCACUGUCACCUGCGUUUUACAAUUUAUGUAUUGAAAAAGUAAUAAAUGAAAUAAAAUUUAGGUUAGAUUGAAAUGAAAUUGGUGUCAAAAUAGGUGUUGUAUUUAUGAAAAUAAAUGCUGAUAAGACCAAAUCCUUAGUGUGCUACAAGACAAACAUACUAUAUAAUAUAUAGUAUUACAUUUAUAUAUAGUAUAUAUAAAUGUAACGCUAGAAAAUGAGAGAAUUGUCUAAGUAGAUUAUUUCAAGUACUUAGGCAGCAUUAUAUCAAACAAUCGGAAAUCAGAAGCAGAAUAGGUCAAGCAAAAAAUACAUUCCUUAAAAAGAGGAAAUCGAUAACAUACAUCCGGAGCGUGCUUUUAUACGGAAGUGAGGAGUGGACAUUAAAUAAAAAAAAGAAAGAGACAGGUUAGAAGCGCAGGAAAUGUAGUAUUAGAAAAGGAUGCAGAGAAUAAGCUGGACUGAGAGAAGAACAAAUGAUGACAUCCUGAAAACAAUAGGAGGAAAAAAGAGUAUUGAUAGAUACUCUACGAAGAAGAUGGCAGUUGAUAGGACAUAUGUUGAGGCAUAGAGAUGAAUUACACAGUUUAAUAAUUAAAGGAAUGAUAGAGGAGACACGAUCAAAAGAAAGACCAGGAACUAAAUACAAUAGCCAAAUAAUGCAACACGCAAGUCACAACUAACAGAGAGCUCAAAAAAAUGGAAAGGGAUGGAAAAAGAUGGAGAAGACAUUUGCUGUGAAAAUUAUUUUCAUUUGUUAAGAAACCAAUCUCCGGAUUGAAAGACAAAAAAAAAAUAGAAUAAUAAAGUAAAAACAAAAUUAUUACAAUAGUUAAUACUCGUCAAUAAUUAUAUAAAUGAAAAAUAAAUUAAUUAAUAAAUGCGUAGCCUGGAUUAUUAUACGACCGGUUUCGAAUUAAAAAUUCAUCAUCCGGUAUAUUAGUCAAAAUGUAAAACGCGACUGAAUAUAAAAAAAAAAAACGAUAUUCAUUCGUUUUAUAUUUUAGUACAGUUUAAGAACAAUUACAUGUAUACAAUGAAAUGAAGACAAAUAAUUUGAAUACUAUUUAGUAUGUGUAAACCGUUUCAACACCAAUAUAUUUGAGAUAAUAAAUAAUAACCAAAUGAUUUUUAUUUUAUAUGUAUAAUAAUAACCGAAUUGACAAUGUCGAAUGGCACACUUUAAUAGUGAUAUAUUUGUACUCCUUAUGAUAACGAAUUGUUAAUCAGCCGCUCGGUACGAUCAAUAUUAUUUGUCUUUAUACUGUUUUGUAACACAAAAUUUUUUGUUUUUCAUUUCACGAUGGAAAAUUUCAAUUUUACAAUGUUGAAGAAUUGUUAAUUGUUAUGGUUGUUUUUAUAACUGCGGAAUACUCACCGUUUUGUAUAACAUUUGAGACAACUUGUACGCAGUAAUUGAUAACCGGUAAAAACAAUUGAUAACGCUUAUCGCAAUAGGUUCUUCAAUAACAAAAAUAAUCAAACCAAUAUAAUAUUCAAAAAUGAUAUAAGUUCAGUACCAGCGUUAUAUUAAUUUUAAUUCAUGUAAAUUAAUUAAAUUACUUUUACUUGUGUACUAUAGAAAUAAAAUGGAACAUUUAUCAUUACCUACGUUGAAAAUACUUUAUAAACAUUAUAUCAAUUGGGUCAGCACUCAUCCAGAACACACUACACAUCUUGAAGCUUCAAUAAAAUGGAUUUCUUAUUUUUUAGCUGGUAUGUUACACAUUAAUUUUAAUCCAAAUAGAAAUACUCUUAACUAUACACCAGCACAUGUUUGCAGGACGAAUAAACAACUCAACAUUAUUAUCCGAGCUUAUUUAUUCAAUGUCAAACUUCAUGUUGCUAUUUAAUGAUCAAAUCAUAUUGAAUAUUGACAAAAAAUCUACACCAACCAAUGACAAAGGAAAUAAAAAGAUAUUUUCCCCUGAAAACAUCAAGUGUUUCCUUACCAUGNUCAUAAUUUUUACUAUUAUGCAUAACUUAGUUUAAAACAAUUGAAAUUUUACUAAAAAUAAUAAUUUUAUUGCAUUAUAAAAUUACCAAUAAUUUUAAUAUGAGCAAGUAUUUAAAUUCUGAGUUUCACUUAGGUUAGAUUUUCAUUACUUUGAUAAUUUCUGCAUUAAAAUUUAAAAUAAUACAAUAUUGCGUUGUGUUUCUUCUGCCACUUGUUCUAUCGAGUAUGCAAAAAAAAGCUUCUUCUUUUACAAAUGUACUAGUAAACUAUUUAGAAAUAUUACCUGCUAUAACAUUUAUUUCAAAAAAUAUCACAUUUUAUUUAACAAAUAAAUGAUACAAUAAAUUUUAACAGCCAUAAUAACUUUUUACUGGAAAUUAAAUUAUAAUUUUGUAGAUGUAAAUGAUUGUAUAAUUCAGUCUUCCUCCACUGUUUACGAUUUUCCACCACCAACACUCAUAAAUGAAAGAUAUGUAUUCCAAGCUAACGAUACUAUUUGCACUGACAGCACUCUAAACUGUGGUGGAACAACAGUGAAGUUAACCGUUUGUACGGCUGGCCAUACCUGUACAACAUGAUAGAUAAGAAAACUAUGAAACAGUUACCAAAAAACUAAUUGAUUUCAAAGAUUUACCAAAUAACUAGUUAGCAUAACAGUCACGUAAUUGUCUUCUAAUUUUUUUUGUAUCGCUGGCCAUUCAUCUCCACUAAAUACUCUACUCAUAAUUAACACACUCCCAUUAAUAAGGGGCGAUGCGACCAAUUGAUCUACUAAUAUCUUUUUCGCAACAAUGGGUACUGUGUUUUUAGUUCCGAACCGAUCCAGUGUUCUAUACCACAUACUAAGUGUUGGUCCGACUGCACAUCCAAUAGAUGCAUAUCGCACUGUACGUAACCAAUCGAUUUCAGUAAGUUUCCGCUUUUCUACAAGAAUUUGAGCCGUCACAUCACCAAAACCAAAUAAAAUACCUAUAACGCAAUUUUAAUUAAGAUAAUGUGUAAAAUACAGUUUUAUAAUUACCGAAACCAUGGACAAACAUGCUCUAACCAGGAAAUUGGAUAACUGUGACUGUAAUGCCUGUACCAUUUUAAAAAUGACGCCAUUCUGGUUUACUGUGGACUCGAUGAUGGUUUUAACAAUAAUAUUCUCUGAACACUAACAAUUAUUGCACCAGUAGUGUACCACAAUAUGUUUCAUUUAAUGAUUAUACACAGUUUCACUCGUUCAUUCAGUUUCUUUAGGUUAAAAUUAAUAUAGUAUGUACGUUUGUUUGAGACCAAUAACAAAUAAUACUUAUUACAAGGCGGCUUAAAUAUAUAAACAUGAAUAUUAUGCUAAUGGACAGUCAUUGCAUGCCUACCAAUUAUAGACCGUCCAACUUGACGGGAUUUUAAAUUGUAAACUCGAAGAGUGUAGUGUAGUUGGACGUAUGAAUUGAAACUACAAUUAUUUAACUCGUAACCGGUUGAUUUCUUCUCUUAUCUUGCGUUGUCAGCUCGUCGCUUGUACAGAGCGUUCAAAAUGUUUGUUGUAUUGUUAACUGUACAGCCUGCACGGUACACUAGCGCACAAUGCUAUUAAAUUAGGUCAAAAAUGAUCGGUAUCGUAUUGAAUUAACGGUUUGAAAUCGUAAUAGAACUCCGCUGAAUUAGGAUUUUAAUUACGGGCGACUGUUAUUAUUCAAUAUGCUUUAUAAAUUUAUACAUGGAUUAUUUUUUAUGCAAGAGACAUUGCCACGUUUGUAAAAGUCAUAGACGAAAUAUCAUUUUCGUCACGACAAAAAUAUUGUAAUACCUGAGUUGGUGAUUAUUAUAAUGUUAUUUUUUUUUUUUUAGUGUUCAUCUCGUUUUAAGUUAAUAGGCUGCAGGUGAAGCAGUUUUGGGUACCGAAAAAGACUCCGAGGACGUUGAGGAGCGUCUCCGGACGCAGAUAUUCGAUAGAGUCCAUUUUUGACGUCCUCAUCGGUUGUCUUAAGAGGUCCCAUUUUUCACCGCCUUUUUUCAAUGUUCCGUGGAUGACUGAUUGGCGGUCUUUCGGUGUAAGGAAACAUUAACCGGAAUAUUAACACGCGAAAGCGAAAACCAUGGGGAGAUAAUUUUUGAAUAAAAUUAUUUUGAAAUUUAUUUUUUUUUUUUUUUUUUACACACGGGUACAAAAAUGUACUUUGGAUAUAUUAUUGGUAUCGUAGUUAUUUCAAGAAAAUCCGGAACCUCUUUUCUCCACCUAGCAUACAAUAUGGAUGUUAUAAUACGAUAAGUAAUUUAAAAUUUGUUGUUGAUCAGCCAAUAAAAAUGAUAUAAAAUUCAAAAUAACGCAGAUUAUCACCAUACUGAACCGUGUUUUAUCUAAUUAGGUACCUACGUUUGAAUAUCUAAUACAAAGUGCCACGGCGUUACAUAACAAACUAUUAUCAGCUAAAAUUAGUACCUAGCACGUACCUGUAUUAAUUAAUAUCUUUAUUCGUCGUGAAUACCUAUAGGUAAUAAUACAAUGUCGUGUAGUUUUUUCAUUUUGUCAAAAAAUGUGAGAUACGAUUAAAUGCUAACCAUAUAGAUGAGUGUUAAGUACCCACUUGACGAAUAAUAAUUCCUCGUCUGUAAAUAUUAUUAUUAAUUGUAUUAUGCAUCUAUAAGACUACGCGCCAUUAAUUGUACAAAAUAAAUAAAAAAAAACAUUAAACAGAUAUAGUUGGCGUUGUUUCAACUUUCGUGGUAGACACGUACAGGUGAAUAAUAUAUAUAUGUAUUAUAUAUAACGUAUAAAAAAAAAAAAAACGGACGAAUUCAAACAAAUUCAUAUUUAGAAAAAAAAUGAUAACAUUUUUUUAUAUUUAUAAAGAAAAAUUUUAAUAAUACGAUGAUUGUGACUUUCAGAUGUUCCGCACGUUUGUAUUUGUUACACGUGCACAAACUCCAUAUACUCGAUUCGCCUCCUAUACAGCCAUUGGAUCGAAAGAAGGUAGUCGCUGACAAAAAAAAAGGUAGUUAUGACGAAAACGUCAUAACAUUACCGUCUGGGCGAACCAUGCGUACAAUAAAAAACAGUAAUUAUACUUUUCGUGCGAUUUUAUUGUCUAGAUUACAGUCGCACACGUGAAACGAUAAAAUAUUAUUGUUCUAUUCCAGCUCCUCCGUUUAACCAACGCACCUGGCAAGCCCCGCCGAGACCAGACACGUUCAUCGAACGAGGAUUGAUUAUCACAAACAGACGUGUUGUAGCGGAGGUACAUUUUUUGUCAUCAAUUAAGUGAUUUCUAAUGUGCGUGUGUGUUACAUGAAAAAAGACUGGGGAAUCCUUGUUCCGUUUUAAACACCAUUAGCCAAAAAUAAUUUUAUAUUAUUAUUAUUUGCAAUCAAUCGUUUCUUAAUUCAACAUCAAUUUACAAAUUAUCACAAUUGGACAAUUUUUUUUUAUUUUUUUCAAAUAAAUUAUUGUUAUUAUAUUGUAUAAAACUGUGUGACACAAUAAUUAAACAAUACAUGCAUAGAAAUAUACAUCAUAAAAAAAAAAAAAACUAUGCUCUAAAUGUCAAUAAAAAUAUAAUUAUAAAUAGGUAUGCAAUUACCAAAAUAUGAAAAUAAAACUAUGGUACAUAAACUAUUUUAUAGUAAUAAUUUCAACUCACUUUGUUAUAAAUAGAGGAUCGACAAAAACAUGGAUUGCAUGUAUUUAUAACUUCAAAUUCCUAAUUAUUAUAGCUCUUAUGUUGUUUAAUAUAUGAAAUUUUUUUUUUUUCUUGAAACCAAGUUAUCCUAUGACAAUUUCGUAAAUUUGUUGUUUUGGUUAUUUCAGACAAUGUACAUAAUGAAACCAAUUAUUCACUUGGGCGGUAUGUAUGUAUUUGGCGAGCGUUCAUGGAAACCUUGGUUCAUAUCACUAACAAUUGAAUACAUUAGGUAAGUCGUGUAAAUAUAACAAUACUAGCAAAUAUUAUUCUGACCAUUAAACAAUUGUUUUGUAUUUCAGUUUACAAAGGUUGAAAUCCUCAAAGAGUCUCACUGCUCAACAACGUUUGGUAUUGUCAAAACGAACACUCAAUUUAGUUAUGUAUUUAGUAAGAUCUCCUUUCUUUGAGAAUUAUUCAGAGAAGCGUUUUCGAGCAUUUUUAUACUGGUUUGUCAAUUCUGUGCCAUUGGUUGGUCCACUCAUGCGACCUUUCCUAGAAUAUAUGCAACAAUGGCAAGAAACAUAUUUUUAUAUUUGGUCGGUUUAAUUUGUCAGAUGUUAUUGAAAAAAUGGGUGUCAUUAUUUUUUUUACACUAUUUAAAUUUGGAGGGUUUCAUAAAGUACUAUUUUUUCUUUUUAUAUGUUUAUAGAAUAGAUUUCUUUUAUAGUUAUCUUACUUUGUUAUAAGGUGUUUUUAUAUAUUAUUAAAUUAAUGAGUUUAAAAGGCUCAAUUACUUGGAAAACUGUUAUGAAAAAAAAAUGUUUGUGUAAAUAUUUAAC